This is a messenger RNA of Gopherus flavomarginatus (Mexican gopher tortoise), 3002 nucleotides long. It is a transcript of the gene MSRB1, whose product is annotated as methionine sulfoxide reductase B1. NCBI's taxonomy places the organism in Eukaryota, Metazoa, Chordata, Testudines, Testudinidae. The record is from RefSeq and is a predicted model, not a curated record. Gene Ontology annotation, molecular function: peptide-methionine (R)-S-oxide reductase activity. The transcript is spliced from 4 exons.
AGGCCCGGCCCCGGGGUCAGUCGCGGCGGGCGAGCGAGCGGCAGCGGCCAUGUCCUUCUGCGCCUUCUUCGGCGGGGAGGCGUUUCGGGGCCACUUCGAGCCCGGCAUUUACGUCUGCUCCAAAUGCGGUUAUGAGCUGUUCUCCAGCACAGCAAAGUACCAGCACUCGUCUCCGUGGCCGGCCUUCACUGAAACCAUUCAUGCUGACAGCGUGGCCAAGUAUGAAGAGCGGCCAGGCGCCUUGAAGGUGUCCUGCGGCAAAUGUGGUAAUGGGCUGGGCCAUGAGUUCCUCAACGACGGGCCGAAGAGGGGGCAGUCUCGCUUCUGAAUAUUCAGCAGCUCGCUGAAGUUCAUUGCUGCAGGUGAGGGCUGCACCCGGAUGGUGUCUCUGGAUCGGAUCUGCCUGGUUGAUGGGGAAACUGAGAACAAGAGGGCUUCAUCCUGCUGCCAGAGGAGUUCUGCAAAGCAAGAAUCAAGGUUCUGAGGGACUUGCCCAAGGGCAGAGAGGGUGCAAGAGCAGAGCCAGAAUUAGAACCAAGAACUUGGUGCAUCCGGCUCGUCCCGCUAGUCACCAGACCACGGAACUUGUGAAAUAUUAACUGUGUUCAUCAAAACGUCCGGUGUGUAAUUAGCAGGGGAUUCCAGAGGAGUGGUGUUGAAAUGCUGACUCCUUGAUUUUGUUUCCCCCUCUCUCAAACAAAGCAGAACAGGCCCUUAAGAAGUAAGCGGGCUGCUGGACUCACUCGCUGCUUAUAGUGGACUCCUACAAGCUACCCAUUGUUUCCUGUGAUAACGGUUUGGGAUCAAGUGUCUGUGUGCUCUAAAUGAGAAUCUAGUGAAGCAAAGAACCUCCAGGCUUCUGCAAUACAACGCCUCCCGUCAGAGAUCUGCACUGAGUGCUGGGUGCUGGUUUGUCGGCUGGGAACAUGAGGUUGGGGGAGCAGAAGGGAAAUGAGGCACUGAUCUCUGGUUCCCUUUGCUCUGUCAGGUGGGUUAUCUCCUCCGUAUAGCGAAUGUUGCACAAUGUGACAACUUCUGCUUUGAACCAUCUGGUUGCAAACUUGUACAUAGUUAGGGCCCUACCAAAUUCACAGUCCAUUUUGGUCAAUUUCACGGUUAUAGGAUUUAAAAAUUUGUGAAUUUCAUGUCAGCUAUUUAAAUCUGAAAUUUCAUGGUGUUGUGUCGGUAGGGCUCCUGACCCAAAAGAGGGUUGGCGGGAGUCACAGGGUUAUUGUAGGGAGAAGGUCGUGGUAUUGCCACCCUGACUUCUGCACUGCUGCCUUUCUCCAGAGCUUGGCGCCUGGCCAGCAGCUGGUGCUUUCUGGCUACCCAGCUCUGACCACAGUGCAGAAGUCAGGGUGGCAAUACUGUAACCCCCCUACAAUAAUCCUGCACCCCCUGCCGCCCAAGUCCCCUUUUGGGUCGGGAUCCCCAGUUUGAGAAACACUGGUCUGCCCCAUGAAAUCUGUAUAGUACAGGGUAAAAGUACACAGAAGAUCAAAUUUCACAGGGGAGACCAGAUUUCAUGGUCCGUGACUUGUCCCCUAAAUGUAGUGAAUGGGGGGGAAGCAAAUGCUGUAUCUCCUUCUCCUCCAUCAGACCCUACUCCCAGCUCUCCCAUGUCCCAAAACAGCCAGCCUCUGCCCAGUACCAGCUACUGAAUUUCUUCUCUCCUGUCCAUUAUAAGUAGCGUGCAUGAUGGGUGAAAUCCUGGCCCUGUUGAUGUCAAUAGGAGUUUUGCCAUUGUCUUCAAAGGAGCCAACAUUUCACCCUUUAUUUCCAGAAUGAAAUACGGAGAUAAUGGGUGGAGAUUUGGAGCCCUUAUGCCCAGAGUUACUGCAUUGAAAUCAGUAGGGAGUGACGCUGGAUGUAACUGAGAUUCGAAUCUGACCCCAUUCUCACAUGCUAUUUUCUGGUCUGGGAUCAUGGUAUGAAUUGCCCUAGGUAAACCCUUCCAGGAUGGUUAGGGUAAGGAUGUUUGGAUGAUCCUACCAGAUAAUGCUCUAGGUAUUUUAUCUGUUUUGCACACAAUAGAAAUAAUUUUAGAAGAUAAUUUGACUUCAUUCUGCGUUGGGCCUGAUUCUGAUCUCUCUGUGUGCUGGUUUUAUUACUGCCUUCGCAGAGUUAUUCUUGAUUUACACCGGAGUAAGAGAGCUCAGAAUUGGGCCCUUUCAGCAAAAACUUGCAUACCUCAGGCUUUGGAAAUCGUGUGUGAAUUACCUCUAGAUACAAAAGGGCUGUUAUAUUUAUUUCCCCUUGAAUCAGCACUUCAUCCUCCCCUUCACCACAAUGCCCAUCGCCGUUCCCUUGGGCUGGAAUGCGCAUAUCUUCCCUUAAACCCUAGACCCUUGUUUGUUCCUUGAUCAGUCCACGGGGACACCAGUACAAAUGCACGACGGGUUUGCUUUCUCCUCCUGGAGUCUCUCCGGCUGUCUCCAUUCUGCUCUCAGUGACGUUAGUGUAACCCCAGAGUAACUCCGUGGGUGGUGGUGGAUUUACGCCACAUUAAGAUCCUGAUCCUACUGCCACUGAAGUGGGUGGCAAAACUUUCACUGGCUUUGGCGGUGUAGGAUCACCACUGACCCUAAGUGAGAUCAGAAUCUACCUCCCAGCUGGACUGGUGCAGCUCCAAGGGCCAUCUUGAACCUGCAUACUUGACGGUAGAGCUCCAGGAAGCCCCCCUUUACCCACAGCAGCCCUCUUAUGGAUCGAAGAUUGGAGGUGCACAGCAUUACGAUGAACUACAGCGCACUAGGGAACUGGGUCCACCCCCAGUGGGCAGAGCACUAAGGCACACUGAUGGCAGUAUUACGGUUCAGCUGCACUGAGGGGCACUUUACAAGCUGCAGUUUGCCUGCUGAGGUGCAGCCCAGGGGUGGAGGGGAGGUGACAGGGACACCGUGCAAAGAACGGGACAUCCCAGCUUAGCACUGGGCCUUUGUGGCUGCUUUGUAUCUGCCUCUGUAAUUGUUGAACUGAUAAUAAACCAUUGAUUCAUUGUC